CAGAUCCUCCUCCUCCUCUUGCUGAGUCGCGUUCUUUCCGUUCCAGCCGUGACACCGGUGGCAGCACGCCCGUCGACGGGACAUCUAUCUCCGCCUCUUGACCCUGCGCGUGCACAAUGACGUCGGUGAGCUUCGUUGCUACGCUGCUGCUGAGUGUUCAGGCCUUGCUCUGCAGAAACCUCGUCCAGUCCGUAUGUCCGAAGAAGGAAGAAGUGCAUCCUUGCAACUGUUACGGUUUCUCUAGCUACGACCGCGUCGAGUGCCGGGCCGUCGAGGACAAGCAAGUCCUCAAGCGCGCACUGUCCAAGUUCAAAGGUAUGCACAUCUUCGAGUUCGAGUUGUCCCUGAUCGACAUGAAGGACGUGCCUUCAGACGCUUUCAAACACGUGCAAGUCAGCGAACUGUACACGUACAUGGCCAACUUCUCCGGAUUACAAAAGAGCGGUCAUUUAUUCGAGGGCUUCGAUAGCACCCUGUACAUGCUUGAGAUCAAGAGGGGUAUCAACCUGGACGACUGGGACUGGACGGCCCUGGCGAGGUUGUCCAACCUGCAGAGGCUCUACAUCUUCUCGUCCAACCUGCGGAAGAUCGACCGUCGGUUCUCGGCGGUUUCCAAGAGUCUCACGCACGUCAUGAUCCAGGGCGGAGACCUGGAGGUCAUCGAGGACGGCGCCUUUACAGCUCUCAGGCUCCGCGACCUGGAGAUCUCUUACACCAGGCUGGGACAAGUGUCUCGGCAGAUCUUUCCGGUUCCCGCCACAACUCUCAGCGUCCUGUCACUCAGGCACAACAAUCUCCGGUACCUGCCAGAGGACAUGUUCAGCGAGAUGCCGGCACUCACGCUGCUCGACCUGAGCGCCAACUUGCUCAAGACCCUCUCGGAACGCUCCCUCUCGCCUGUCAUCCGCAACCUGCGACUACUGGACAUGAGCAAUAACCAGUACUACUGCGACUGCAACCUGACGUGGGUGUCGCGGGCUUUCAAGAUCAACGAUGACCGCUUCUGGCAGCGAAACGAGAUCACCUGCCAGUGGCCCCACCAGCUCUACGGCACCGAUGUGCUCACGCUCACCGACGAUGCCCUGGACUGUCCAGGCACGCGCGUCUCUACCCCGCAUCAGUUGAAGAUCGACCACGGACAAAGCUAGGAGCGCCUCGCGUUUUUCUGCCACGUGUUCGCCACCUCGUGGGUUUCGAGCGAACCAGCAUGAAGGGCUCGUGGCGCCCAUUUCAACGCGAUGGAAGUGUGGUCUGUUCUCCUCUACCGGACCAACGUGGCGACUCCAAGGCAGAAGAGACGGGUCAUAAAGAAUAUUGAAUGUGUGGAUGUUCCAAGGGGGCCAACGCCGGUCAACGCAGCAAGCUUGUAGUCUACGUAUUUUACUAAAGACAAAAUAUAAACGUUGAAGGGCGCGAGGAAGGGCGCCUUAAAUUAGUAAAUGUGUGAGAGACGUGGUGUUUUUGCGCGAAACAGUCUGUGGCUACCGGAAAGACACCCGUCCGGCUUACAGACAGUGGUUUUCUUUUGUUAUCAUUCAAGGAUUUUAUAACCAGUUUUGGAAAUUCUAGGAUUACAAUAACAUCACGGAUUGUCCAACAAACCGACAACACUGUUCUAGUAAAGCUAGAUGUCUCGGAUCGACCUACUUAUUUUUUUCAUUUUAAAGAUUGCAAGGCAAAACAACUGUCUUUUUUUUUUUUUUUUUUUUUUUUAGCGCACAUAAUAAGAGCAUGAAAGUGCGGAUACAGCCCAUAGCUUUUUUUCGCAUGUUCCCAUUUUCGAUUAUUCGAGCUGGGUAAAACAUGCCCACUUCCACUUUCACACAUACACACACACACACACAAAUAAAAAAAGAACGUUGGUCCGGCAAAUAUCUUUCACUUGCUUGAGUCCCGUGGCUUUGUCUCCAGUCAGAAUUAAUGUAAAAUUUAAAAUAUAGGAACACCGAAAGAAGAACACAGGUGGGACGAGGAACGUCGUACAUUUUCCUUCAAGUAGCAACAGUCAUCGUAAGAGGACACCAUCGGGUUCGGCAGAGAGCUCAUAGGAUCAUUUACCACGAACAAAGCGGACGACAAUGUUUCUGCUCCGUCACUCGUUUUAACUCGAGAUGUGAUGGCGUUCUACUCUCCGAAAUUCACAUAGCCGCUUGGUCAUAAUUGAGAAAAGUAUGUAUGUAUAUAAUAAGGGAGUUUUUGCGGUCCCAGUCAUCCUUUCCUUUAAUCUUCUAAUCUUAUAAGUUUUCAGAAUAUCCUCUAUUUUCUUUUUUUGACCCCUUUCCAUGUAUCUUUCGUUUUUGACUGUGGGGUGUGAUUGUGGAAAAGAGCGUUGCGAUUUAUUGUACUGUUGCUACUUGAAAAAAAGUUCACCUCGCCCCAGCCGUGUCUCAUUUUUUCGGUGUUCCUAAAGUCAACAUUGUCCCAAAUAGAAGCGAGCAUCUGAGCCAGCUUGAACUGCUUGCCUCGAGAAAACUUUUCAACUUGAGCCUUCAGCAUCCGCUUAUUUAAGUGCAGUCAUCUACGUGUAUGUCAUGCCAUUCGACAUCUCAACUACACAACAUCAACCUGUUCAUCGGGUGUUUCAAGCGACAUUGCUGACGUGCCGCGACAAACACCUUUUUGAGUAUCGGAAAUGCCACCGAUAAAGUGCUGUUCGUAUCAUCUGUUAUGUGUCGUGUAGGUGCGUGCCUUUUAUCCCUCCUGUUGACAUGUGCAAACGGGUGCUAUUAUCUUCUUAUCGUUUUCUCUCCUGUGUAUGUAUUUACGUCUGAUAGGACCCUUGGACUACGAGUGCAUCGCUCAUGACGAGAAUGUAAAAAGGACACGCGUCACGUUUGAAAAUAGAAUGUCAAAUUGUUCAGGACUCAACAAAAAAAAAAUAAGAAGACUCAUUUAGAAGUCAAUAAAACGCAUAAUUCUGAGACUCGUCUA
This is a messenger RNA of Ixodes scapularis (black-legged tick), 2931 nucleotides long. RefSeq names its product leucine-rich repeat transmembrane protein FLRT2. The transcript is spliced from 3 exons. Lineage: Eukaryota; Metazoa; Arthropoda; Arachnida; Ixodida; Ixodidae. The record is from RefSeq and is a predicted model, not a curated record. The coding region runs from base 117 to 1148 and encodes 343 amino acids. Gene Ontology annotation, molecular function: protein binding. Gene Ontology annotation, cellular component: plasma membrane.